UUAUUAUUAUUAUUAUUAUUAUUAUUAUUAUUAUUAUUAUAAAAAGAGGUAAAAGAUUUCACUUGAGAAGAAACUGGUCGGCCUACUCACGGAACAAUGUUCUAAGUUCUAAACUUUAAUAAUCGAGUAUACCGAUGCGAAAGUUAACAUGGCGGCGUCGUCUAAGAUAUUGGAAGUAAAUCGUCAUUAUUUGGUAAAUUAUUGGAAGUAAAUCGCCAUUAUCUGGCACAACCAGAGUUUCAACAUAUCUUCAGAGAGAAAUCUAAUCCUUUAACCACAUAUAACCAUGAUUUUAUGGCUUCCUCUACAUCCACCUAUCACUAUGAUAGUUCUGGAGAUGAUCCUGGAAUGUCAUCUGAAAAUAUUGAGAUUUCUAUCAACUUGUUACACAGAAAGGAAAGCAGCUUUCAAGAUUGUUUAUACAGUUCUGUUGACUAUCUGGGAUUGUCUUCUGAGAAUGACUUUAUUGACGAACAUUCAUCCAGUGUUUUACAGCCUAUGGAAACCAUUUACCAAGAUUUCUUCACAAGAGAUGAACCAGGAAUUUCAGACAUAGCAGAAGAAAAUUUACUUAAUAUUGAUGAACAAACAGCUUACUGUAGCUCAGGAGAUGAGCCUGGUAUGUCAACUGACCUAACUGAUGAUGCCCACAUUGACCAAUUGAUGAUGACCCCAGAUCAAGGACCUAUGCAUGCUGCAAAGGUUCAAGUAAACACCAACUUAGACAAACAUAUAGCAGGUAAAUUAUUGGAGAUGUCAAUGGAUAUUAACGAAAAUCUAUGAUAAUCUUGACAACAGAAAUUCAAGAUUGCUACUGUAUUAGUGGAUAUUUUGCGUGCAGAAAUAUUUGCGAAGUAUGA
Ruditapes philippinarum (Manila clam) is the source of this 860-nucleotide messenger RNA. RefSeq lists its product as uncharacterized. The transcript is spliced from 6 exons. NCBI's taxonomy places the organism in Eukaryota, Metazoa, Mollusca, Bivalvia, Venerida, Veneridae. The coding region runs from base 295 to 783 and encodes 162 amino acids. The record is from RefSeq and is a predicted model, not a curated record.